GCGCCAAAUUCAGUACGUGAAUUUAUUCUUGUUAGCUUUCUCAUGUUCGAUAACAAGUUUUCGCUGAUUUUAUGUGAUUCACCAAUGGGAUAUGUUACUCAAAUUAAUUGUAUAGAUCCUUUGUUUUUACCCGAAGAGCCUGAUGAUAUCAACAUUAAAUUGUUACCAAUUUUAAAAACCGUUUAUCAAGCCAGGCUAACCAUGGAACAAACCAAUGAACUUGUAAGAAAGUGUGUACCAGAAGUAAAACUUACCUCGAAGAAUUCACGAUUUUUAUCACCAUGUUUUAAUACUGGAAAGAGAAAACGAAGUAAUGAUACCAGUACUAAAGAAUAA
Mucor mucedo is the source of this 336-nucleotide messenger RNA. RefSeq lists its product as uncharacterized. The annotation marks the transcript as partial. The record is from RefSeq and is a predicted model, not a curated record. The transcript has 2 exons. Lineage: Eukaryota; Fungi; Mucoromycota; Mucoromycetes; Mucorales; Mucoraceae.